Messenger RNA from Aspergillus saccharolyticus JOP 1030-1, 1134 nucleotides. RefSeq lists its product as uncharacterized. The transcript has a single exon. NCBI's taxonomy places the organism in Eukaryota, Fungi, Ascomycota, Eurotiomycetes, Eurotiales, Aspergillaceae. The record is from RefSeq and is a predicted model, not a curated record. The coding region runs from base 295 to 801 and encodes 168 amino acids.
CGCCCCCCCAUCCAUUCACUUACUGCCUCUACUACUUAUGCAUUCAACUCAAUACAUCCUCCUUUUAACUCAAUCGCAACCCGCCUCUUCAUACUGUCCCGCAGCAACCAGGCAAAUAAAUCUCCAUCGAAGAGCCCAAUCCAUCGAAGCCCUGACAAAACACGAUCGAUCUCCUCUUGCUCAUUCUCCGCAAGUAGCGUCUCUCGGAAGACCGUCUGCGUCUCGGGAAUGAUGUAAGACUCACUUAGGCCAGCCGAGUGCCGGUUGGGAAAACCGACGAGAUUGAACCCCGGGAUGAUGUGCUACGGCGUGGCCGCCGCCAUCAGAUCGUUGCCGUCCACCGUCGCGAUCUGGCCGUCGCGGUACCACUGCGCCGGGUUGAGGAGCACCCAGGAGACCCCCGCGCGAGCUUCACGAGAACCUGUGGCCCAGCGGAUUGUCGGAGUUCUCAGGCGCGGGCAGCGCGCCGCACCAGCUGGUGAACGCGGUGAUCUUGCCCCCGGCCUGAUGGACCUCGUCGAUGGUCUUCACCGCGUAGAGGUGGUCGAUGCCCGGCUCAAGGCCAAUCUCGUAGAGGACGGUCACGCCGGCGGACUGGGCGGCGGCGUCGAGCGCUCUGAGGGCUGGGGAGGUGAAGCUGGCGGUGACGACGGGCUUGCGGUGGGUGAUGGCGGCUUGCACGACCGUGGCGUGGUAGGUGUAGGGGAUGAGGAAGAUGAUGAAGUCGGCGUGGGAGAUGGCCGUCUCGAGCUUUGUUUGGCUCGGAAAACGUCGAGGGCGAUGGCGGUUGUGUUAUGGUAGUUGCCGGCUAGGGACUGCGCGGCGUUGAGGGUGCGGCAGGCUACGGUGACAUGCACGCCUGCCUCGGAAGGAAUAGGAAGAUCUUAGCAGGAGGAGCACAAGCAUUGAUAAGUGCCGGCGGAGGAUGCUUUGCACCUAUUGUACUAGCAGUAAGCUGCCUUACUGCGGCUGCGAUAUGAGUGCCGUCUGUGCUAAGCAUAGGUAUCUAUUGCGGUAUGUGAUGAAUGACUCACGCCGGCGAGGUCAACGCAGGGUGGCAACUGUAGCACAGGUCGAGUGCCCUUGCAUCAUAUCAUAUGGCAGUGUAGACUAUAUCUAUGCCUCAACUUCUAG